This is a messenger RNA of Sphaerodactylus townsendi, 3502 nucleotides long. RefSeq names its product signal transducer and activator of transcription 6 (gene STAT6). The record is from RefSeq and is a predicted model, not a curated record. Gene Ontology annotation, biological process: regulation of transcription by RNA polymerase II; cytokine-mediated signaling pathway; cell surface receptor signaling pathway via JAK-STAT. The transcript is spliced from 18 exons. Gene Ontology annotation, molecular function: DNA-binding transcription factor activity, RNA polymerase II-specific; RNA polymerase II cis-regulatory region sequence-specific DNA binding. Bases 18 to 2126 code for a protein of 702 amino acids. Lineage: Eukaryota; Metazoa; Chordata; Lepidosauria; Squamata; Sphaerodactylidae.
GGAUAACCUGAUCCAAGAUGGCCUUGUGGAGUGAGAUUAGUAAGAUGCCUCCCGAGCAGUUCAAUGUCUGCAGUGAUAAAUUUCCUCAUAACCUGCGUUGCAUCCUCGGGGGCUGGCUGGAGAACAACCCUUGGGAAUUCAUCACAGAGUCCGAUUCUUUUUGUGCCUUCAUGGCCAACAGCCUUCUUUCUGCCAUGGUGGAGACACUGCAAGACUUGGCCAAUAAAAACCACCAAUCCAGCUUAAUUCUUCAGCUCAUGGCUAACUUGGAGAAUACUUAUCGGAGAGAUCCGUUGCAGUUGGCAAGGACUGUGAAACAGAUUCUAGAAGCGGAGCAAGUCGCUGUUCAGAACAAGUUACAGUGCCUGCCCCUCAGCUUCCGCCGCCAACAGGAGGAACUGAAGUUUGAAUUUGAUCUGAAGAGGCUACAGUACAAGCUGCAAGAGAUCCAGGCGCUCCAUGGGGACCUGAGGGGCAGCUCAAGAGUGGGAUUUCAGGGACUUGAUCAAGGAUGCGCCAGUGCUCUGGUUCAAGUGAAGCACCAGUGGGCAUCAGAUAUUGUCAAGUAUCCUCGGAAACUGCAAACAUUCAGUCGGACUCAUGGGGAGCAGUUGGAACCUCCUUGUGUGAGAGGUUUAGGCUAUAAAAGCCGAACUUGGGGUUUCGGCUGUAGAGGUCUGUCAGAAACAACCCCGUUGAAGCGAAAGGCCCGAAGUGAUAAAAGACUCUGCUUUAAACUAACUGGCCAUCAAAACGUCCAGAAGCUUCUGGUGUUGGUAAUUCUCUCUGCUGUUUCUGUUUCCUUCUCCUUUCCUCCACUUCCACUCCAGAUUCUUUCUCUGCCCAUUGUGGUGAUUGUUCAUGGCAACCAAGACAACAAUGCCAAGGCCACCAUCUUGUGGGACAAUGCCUUCGCUACAAAAGAUCGGAUCCCCUUUGUGGUCACGGAGCGCGUCCCCUGGGGGAGUAUGUGCGAGGCUCUCAACCAGAAGUUCAUGGCUGAAGUGCAGACCCCCAAAGGCCUCUGCGUUAAGCACAACUUCUUUUUGGCCCAGAAGAUCUUCAAUGACUACAACUCUAGUUACGAGGACUUCCAGAGUCGCUGCGUUUCUUGGUCUCAGUUCAAUAAGGAAAUCCUUCCUGGCAGGGGAUUUACCUUCUGGCAGUGGUUUGAAGGCGUCCUUGACCUCACCAAGAAGUAUCUGAGGGACUACUGGUCUGAUAAUCUCAUCAUGGGCUUUGCCAGCAGACAGUAUGUUUCCAGUUGCUUGAGCAGUGCCCCAACAGGUUCUUUCCUGCUCCGCUUCAGUGACUCCUUGAUUGGUGGCAUCAGCAUCGCUUAUGUCAGCUACUUGCCGAAUGGUUCCCCUCAAGUAGAGAACGUUGAGCCAUUCACAGCAACAAGGUUGUCCAUUCAUUCCCUCGCUGACUGUGUUCGGGAUCUGCAGGAGCUUCAGAUGCUGUAUCCCAAUAGGCCUAAAGAAGAUGCAUUCCGGAAGUAUUUUAAUGAAGAGCUACCAAAAAAGAAAAAUAAGGAGUACAUCCCAACCCUGAUGAAGAUAACUGUGGGCAUACCUUCAAACCCAGCUCCACUGCAACCAAACUUCUACGGCUCCAUGCCCAAUAUUAACGGGAGCCCUGGAAUCCCUACUCCUAUUUACUCUGAACCUUCAGACCUUCCACUGCAACCAAACUUAUCCAGCUCCAUGUCCUUCAGUGGGAGCUCUGGAAUCCCUACUCCUGCUCAUUGCUCUGACCCCUCAUCCAUGAUGCCUUCGCAAGUGAUGAGCCACGUGAACAUGUCCUCCUUGAACACAAGAUAUGACAGCCCAGUUAUGCAAGUUUCACCUCAUAGUUCCAAUACCGAAUGGGUUCCUCAAGAAAAUGCUUCACCUCUUGGCCCAUUGGAUUUACACCUCUUCCCUCAGGAGUCAGCAAUGGAUAUCGGCAUUCCUGACAGAAUUUUCCACGGAGACAUAGAUUGUCCCAUGCAGCUGGAGCAAAUAACCCCUGAGAACUUGUUUGCUCCCUCCAACUAUGAGCUGGACCAAUUGCUACACCCUGAGCAACAUCUCCUUCACUAUUCUCACAGUCCUGGACCUUCCCUGACCAACCUCUGCUCAUAAUCCUUGCAUCUAGUACUUUGGAAGGACUUCUAUAGAUGUGACCGACAGGUGCUUUUGUCGAUUUUCAUCAAGCCAAGGGAGAAGAACGCACUUUCUACCGGAGCAUCAGCCUCAAUGUUGUGGAGAACACCGGGCUUGUGUUUUGCUCAGUGUCUCCUUUACUGCUUGGCACUAUCCUUUGAGGGGGGUUUGUGUCCUUGGGCGCUUUGUGCUUUUGCCAGUGCUCCUCUUGAGAAGUAGGGGUGUGGCGUACAGUAGGUUUUGGACUAUGAAAUGUUGGAGGGAAUUUUUAUCCUUCACCCGCAGCCUACUUUCCUCAUGAUCUGCAGACUGACUCAUCUUCCACCUUAUAGAAUGUUUAGACAGGCUACUGCCCUUGUGAGUGUUGGAAGGGAAGGGCUUUACACUGUCUCUUAACCUCAACUUCAGAGAGGGGGAUUUGACCAGAGAGACUGAGAGAUAGAGCGGUCAAGACGUUGGGCAUCCUCACUGUACUGCCCUGACACUAUACCUUCGAUGUGUAGAUUGCUUACCCUCAGGGAAACCUCCUUUUGCUUUUUGCACCUUCUCUCCACACCACUUCUCCAUGAGGGCAGGAUGAAAGUCGUUAUCACUCUCCAUCCUAGUUAGGCAGACUUGAUUAGGGAGCUAUAUUUACUCUAUCCUAUUCAGAAAGUGAGUUUCUACAAUAAAUGAAGUAUAUGAGCUUGAAUACAUAAAAAGUCUUUCAGCAAUUUUUGUUCCUAAGACACACAGAGAUUAGAUGGGCCUUGCUCCACGCAAUAGCCUUUCCGCACGCUGCGAAAGAUCCGGAAUCUAACAGGCUGAGGGGCCCAGAUUCUGAAUCCAACAGAUAUAAAUUGUAUGGAAUAAAAUAAGCACUAGUGUUUUGGUAUAUCCCCAUUUAAAAGGUAGAUACGGCGCCAUAUCCAAAACUGGUGUUGCCAGGUCUGGCCCCUAAAAAAGGAGAAACCUAAGAGGCACCAUUUCCCUGCCCAGAAUUGAGAUUCCACAAGAGCCACAUGCCUUCAUUUUGCACUCCUUCCUUAUCUGCUGGAUCCAGACCCUCCAUCAAAUCAUAUGCUGGAAUGAGGCAAUACUUUUGUGAAUGUUUGAUUAUAAACCCACGAUGGGAUGACUCAGACACUGUGAUGAAUGACAGGAAGAAUGGCAGAGGGGCAGGAUCUGAUAGACUUAAUGGAGAAAGAGACUUGGACGAUGCUAAAACCAGGAAGUCAAUGUGAAGUGGGGAUUAGGGUUGCCAGGUCCCCCUUCCCCAGCCAUUGGUGUGGGAUGGGGUGGAGAUAAGGUUGCCAGAUCCAGGUUAGGAAACCUCAGGAGAUUUGGGAUGGAACCUAAAGAGAACAGGGACCUCA